Messenger RNA from Pyricularia grisea, 1020 nucleotides. RefSeq lists its product as uncharacterized. The transcript has 2 exons. The coding region runs from base 1 to 1020 and encodes 339 amino acids. Gene Ontology annotation, molecular function: oxidoreductase activity. The record is from RefSeq and is a predicted model, not a curated record. Lineage: Eukaryota; Fungi; Ascomycota; Sordariomycetes; Magnaporthales; Pyriculariaceae.
AUGCAUCUGAUUUUCCUCAUACCCAUUUCACUUCUUCAUUUUCUCGCAACCGCCCAGGGCUUUGGCAAAUGCUCCAGCCCAAUCGUCCGGCGGGAGUGGCGGACGCUUUCCUCGGGCGAGCAGCAAGACUAUAUCGAGGCCGUGCACUGCCUGAUGGAGAAGCCCCCUCGGUCUUCCAUCCCUGCCGCCAUCAGCCGAUAUGACGAUUUCGUGGGGACGCACAUAGUUCAGGCCGACGAGACGCACUUUGUCGGAGUCUUCUAUCCGUUUCACCGCCUUCUCGUAUCAUCAUUUGAGCAGACCCUCCGCCGGGAGUGCGGCUACGCGGGCUCGCAGCCCUACUGGGAUUGGACUCUGGACCUUGACGACUUAGAGGGCAGCCCAAUCUUUGAUCCGGACACGGGUUUCGGCGGUAACGGCGAUUGGGUUGAUGGGACCUUGGACAACCCGGAGUGGGGUGUUCCUGUAGUUGCACACCAGGAUUUCGACGACAGGACAGGAGGCGGCUGUAUCCCCAACGGGCCGUUCCAGGGGAUGGUGACAAGCAUGGGUCCGAAUAGAAAUAUCGAACGGCAGCGGGCUCGCUGUGUCAGGAGAGAUUUUGCUCCCCAGACCUUCAGAGACAGAUGUAAUGUCGAGGAAACCAUGGAUCAAGACUCUUUUGUUGGCUUCCACAGAGCUAGUGAAUCCAUGGCACAUGCCAGCGGCCAUUACGGGAUUGGGGGUUUGUACGGUGCCAUGACGGACAAAUGGGCAAGCCCCGCCGACCCAAUAUUCUGGUUGCACCACAGCAAUGUCGACAGGUUGUGGUGGUCGUGGCAGAUGCGCGACAUUGAGAAUCGCCUCAAAGACAUCUCAGGUCCUCUUGUGGCCCAUGACUGGAGGAAUUGGAACGGCGGGAACAUCUCUUUGGAGUAUCGAGUCAAGCUUUCAGCAAUCGGGGACGAGGCGCCUCUCUUUGACUUGAUGGAUAUACAGGGAUCGUACUUCUGCUAUGAGUUUGACGAGCUUUACGAGUGA